This is a messenger RNA of Apis laboriosa (Himalayan honeybee), 1706 nucleotides long. RefSeq names its product ell-associated factor Eaf (gene Eaf). Gene Ontology annotation, molecular function: transcription elongation factor activity. Gene Ontology annotation, cellular component: super elongation complex. The transcript is spliced from 5 exons. Gene Ontology annotation, biological process: regulation of transcription elongation by RNA polymerase II; positive regulation of DNA-templated transcription. The record is from RefSeq and is a predicted model, not a curated record. Bases 327 to 1328 code for a protein of 333 amino acids. NCBI's taxonomy places the organism in Eukaryota, Metazoa, Arthropoda, Insecta, Hymenoptera, Apidae.
UGAUAAUAUGACAAAGUUAUGGCGGUAAUAUCGCGUGAAAACGUAUUUUAAUAUACGCAUCGGGGUAGGUGGCGUGAUAAUCGCCUCGUAUUACUUCCUCCAGCUUUCUCUCCCUUUAUUAUUUCUAAAUGAGAGUGACGUCAGAUCUUGCGAAUACAGAAUCUUCUUGUCUGGUAAGGUUGACUGAUUAAAUCCAUAUUUUGGCAAAGUAACGAAUAAAACGUGCAGUAAUAAAUCUCAAUUGCUCGUGAAUUUUAUAUAUAAUAUUGCAUUUAACAUCUGAUUUAUUUAAAUUCUUGAAAGAAAGAACAAUAAAAUAAUAUUCAAUGAAAUCGGUUACUUCUCUCGCGGAAACAAAUUUUCAAGGAAUCGGACGUGACAUGGCUGAGCGGCUUGGUUUGGGUUCUGAAAUACGGGAACUCAAAUUAGGACCAAGCUUUACAAACAAUAGGUCGACGGCAUUUCAUACUUUAAAAUAUGAUUUUAAACCAGCAAGUGUUGAUGUUUCCAAAGUAGCAAGAGUUGAUGUUGGAGCAAACAAUAUGAUGACAGUUACUGUUCCACAUUUAGAUGGUGCUGGAAUUCCUCAUACUGUAUUUAAAGGUUCUCAAAGGCCUUACCAUAAGGAAUGCGUUCUGAUAAUUGAUAGAGUUACUGGAGAAAUUACAUUGGAGAAAUUAACAGCAAAUAUCCAAGUAAAAAAAACCAGAACAGAACCAAAGUCUCAAUCACAUUUAGGAAUUUCUGGAGGUAAUAAUAGUAAUAAUAGCAAUAGACCUAUAACUCCAGUAGAAAUUAAAAAGAGUCCUACACAUGGAAGAACAACAACAAGAUCAAAAGUUAUUAGUGGUAAAAAAAGAGAACCUAGUAUUCAAUUACAUCCAAAACAAUAUAGCCCUCAUAGAGUUUCUCCAUAUCAUGGCAAAAGUCCACCUUCUACUUCAACUAAUAGUUCACCAGUGCAACCAUCAGUGGCACAUUCAGUGUUGGCCAGUUUACCAAUGAUUGGUUCUGAUAAUGAUGACUGUCCUUUAACAUCAACUGGAUCAUUUCCUGUUACAAAUUCUUCGAGGUCAUCAUGUACAAAUAAUACUACUAUUAUAAAACCUUCUGUAACUAUAGAUAGCGAUGAAGGUGCUCUUAGUGAUUCUACUUCAAGUAGUUCUACAGAAAGUUCAGAUAGUGAUUCAGACACUGAAAAUGUUCCAGUUUUAACAGGAACCAAUGGACAUUUAAAUAGUACUGCUUCGUCUCCCACAUGCUUAAUGCCAGAUAAUCUUCUAAAUGAUGAUUUACAAUUAUCAGAAUCAGAAUCUGAUAGUACCUAAUGGUAACAUAUAUUUAAUUAUAUAUAAUUUUCUAUAUUAAUCUAAUUAUAUUAAUAAUAUCAACAAAUAUAUUUCUAUUGAAUAGUGAUUUUGAGGAUUAAUAAGAUCUUUUAAAGAUCUUUUCACUGCAAAAAGUUUAUUUUUUCAACAUUUUAUUUUCUGUUAUAUUGAAGGAUUUAGACGAAAUAAAACAAUUCAAUUUUACUUCACAUUAUACACAAAACGUGUAUAGUAAACUUGAUAGUAUCUUCCAUAUAUUCAGUGUUGAAGUAAGUUAUAAUAUAUAAAUCUUUUGCUUUUUAUGCAAAAAAAUAUAUGAAAUGUGUAAUGAAUAGUAAUAUACUAUAUUAUUUAUAAGGUAUUAAGGGAUUGUACAAU